Alternaria incomplexa is the source of this 1206-nucleotide messenger RNA. RefSeq lists its product as uncharacterized. The coding region runs from base 1 to 1206 and encodes 401 amino acids. The record is from RefSeq and is a predicted model, not a curated record. Gene Ontology annotation, biological process: protein phosphorylation. The transcript has a single exon. Gene Ontology annotation, molecular function: ATP binding; protein kinase activity. NCBI's taxonomy places the organism in Eukaryota, Fungi, Ascomycota, Dothideomycetes, Pleosporales, Pleosporaceae.
AUGGGUCGCCUUCUCCUAAACACAGUCCCACACAGCGCGCGGACUCUAUACUAUCUGCGCUACCGGGUCGCUGUUGUAUUCUUCAUACUUGCCCUAUUCCAGCAACAACAUCUGUACCUCACUAGUCGACAAGCACUCUCAGAAAAGUACUCUGCGACCGACUUCAGCUCUCACAACGAAGGAGACCUACAAGCUCGAUCUUGGCAACCCUAUGACGAAAGUUCGAAGUUGGAAGAAGAGCUAAUAGCAAACCGGGCGUCUUGGAAAGUGCUUGGCGAGGGCUGGGAGGGCAAGGUGUUCGCCUAUGGAGACUCGGUUAUCAAGACGUUCACACCAGGGCGGAGUCCAUUCCGAAAUUGCGCGCCAGAUGCGACCAAAUGGCCAACGGAAAUACCCGCAUCACUACAAUUUGGUGGUGCCGCUGCCGACGAAGCGAACGCGACGAAGAACGGCUUCCUUCCCGUGAGAGCACAUUUCAUGGCUUCUACAACGCCUGGCGAACCGGCCGAAUGGCACCUCGUCACUCCUCUGCUCAAAGGCGGCAAUCUUCGUUCACUUGCCAACAACCUGUCGUCGGAAGCAACGCCUAUGGCUUAUAGUCAGGUCGACGGACGCUAUCGGCCAGCCUUCAACCAAUUACUUGAGAACCUGGGAACUUUGCACCGUGCAGGAUACUGUCACGAUGAUAUCAAGCCGGCGAACAUCUUUGUUCAAGACGAGUCCCACUGGGCAAUCGGCGACUUGGGCAACAUACGAGAAGUAUCCCACCCCUACCACUCGUCGCGUAUCUGGAAAGACAACGACCAGCUAGGGGAUUGCCGCGCAAACGAUGUGCUACGAGCUUUGCAAACAUACCUGAAGUUUAUUCAGUCUUCUGUUGCCGAUGAAGACGACUUCAAUGCAGCCUUGUACGAAGGUCAGACACCCUUGAGCAGGCUCUUUUGGUGGACACUUGCCGAUGCACCACACAUGAGUGCCAAUGAACUUCGUCAACGUUCCAUUUCAGAACACCCUUUAGCGGAGACCAAGGUGGAUGACAGAGUCCCUGUACCUGCGCGACCUCAUCCUUUUCUGAGCCUGUUCUCCGAGCGCGAGGCGGUCAAGCGGGCCACUGACCAUGCACUUAUGACACGGAUGGACGAGAGAAGCGUACGACUUUGGGGCAUGGUGUGGUUGUUCGGCGUGCCCCAGCCGGAUCUUUGUUGA